AUGUCUAUUGUUCUAGAAGAGUCAGAUUCGGAGAGUGAAGACACAGCUCACUCAGAGUCCAGCACACCUCCACGCAUAUUAAAAGCCAAGCGCAAAUAUAGCUGUGGUCGCCCCCGCAAGAAAGGCACACCAAACUCAGAACUGUGUGAUGACCAAAAUCAGACUCAUCAUAAAGAAGAUGCUGAUAGUAAUAUAGUAACAGUUACUAAAGGAGAGAGCACGUGUAUAAAGCCUGGAGAUGAAACUGCUGAGGACAACAGCUCGCCUCCAUGUUCUUCUGAGUCCAACUACAGUGUCAGUGCACUUCUGCCAACAGCCUCUUCUUCCACAGCAGAAAGCACAGUGGACCAGGAAUCACCUUGUCAAGGACUUGGAAGUCAGUGCUCCAUCUGUGAUGAAAGGACAGGAAGUGAAGAUGGGAGUCAAGGGAGCAAAGAGCUUGCUUCUCCUUCUUCAGGGUCAUUUAUUCUGAAAGACCGGCUGUUUGGUGUUCUUCCUCCACUGGAAAAAAAACAGUUGGAUGAUAGUCCCAGCUUUCCACAGACACCUGUGCUGCCAUUUCUGCCACUGCUGGGAUUUCAAGAAGGCCUGAAUCUCAGUCCCUCUCUUCUCACAUCACCAGCUCGAGGCCUCAGUCCCACACUGCUGCCUGAGGGACAGGAGGAACUGCAGAUGUUAUUUGAAGAUGUGUGGGUGACUCCUAAACCUGCUGCUCCCAAGAGUGAGGAAGAGGACAAAUGUUCAGAUGACAUCACCAGGACCCCCAAGCACCCCCAUAGGAAAAAAGGCAUCAAAGGACACCUUAAAAGGGCCUCUAGAAAAGGCCAGACUGUUUCAUGUCUGAGCCAUAAGAAGAAAUGUGUGAACGGAUUUAUCAUGUUCUGUCGCCUGAACAGGAGAUUGUAUCUCAGAACCCACCCAGGACUUCCUUCUACUGUCGUGACCAAAGAGCUGGCUAACUUGUGGCACAUCAUACCUAAACAAGAGAGGCGUGUUUACUGCUUGAAGGCCCGACAGUACAGUCUUCAGCACAACCGUAAUGUUCGCUUUGAAUUCCAUGAGGCAGAAGAGGAAAAAGAGGACUGCGUUCCCAGUCCACUGCACAUGUUACUGGCACACAGAGACCAGUGGCUCACCUCCAGUGGAACGGCAUGAACAUGUUCUUUAUUCUCUCAAUACAAUUUGCAAUUGUCACCAGUAACUUAAAGGUACCUGGUUAGUUUGAUCAGCAAAGACAUGUUCGGUCCCUGAAAUUUGCUUCAUUCAUUGUCUAGUUCACAAGUAAUUGAAGCUUACAGCCACCAAUUUAGCACUGUACAAAGUACGUGUUUAUUGUGUCUUAUAAUUAAACAGUAGCAUCAUCUUAACCCAUGUUCAGAUUUGAUGAUGUGGUUUCUUAAAAAAAUAUUUUGAAGAAUUUCUUUAUGCUUUUUAUGCUAUUUUAUGUACAAAGUGUGUUACUGGGUCAAACUGUAUUUUAAGGUGAGUGUGUGUUGAUUUAGACAUGAUGUUAAACUGGUAGCUAUAAGCUUCCAAUACACUGAUCUAUAAUCUAUUAUAGGACUGUGGCUUCUGAAUAGAACCAAGGAAGCAAAAUCU
Tachysurus vachellii is the source of this 1599-nucleotide messenger RNA. RefSeq lists its product as uncharacterized. Lineage: Eukaryota; Metazoa; Chordata; Actinopteri; Siluriformes; Bagridae. The transcript is spliced from 9 exons. The coding region runs from base 1 to 1155 and encodes 384 amino acids. The record is from RefSeq and is a predicted model, not a curated record.